CUCACAAAACAACAGCUGACAUUGUACGAGAAAGAAAAAUACAAAGCCUGGAAAAUUUUAUUAUAAUUAUAAAGAAUUUACAUUUUACUUAAUUUUAUACGCAAUGGUUGGAGGAGGAUUAAAAAAUUGUAGUGCUAUAUUGUUAAGUACAUUUUGUUUAAUACUCAGCAUAACGCUAAUCAAAGCAGAUGUGCCACCACAAAGCAAUGCCACUGAACCAGUAAAGAAUGAAAAUAAAAUUGAUAAUAACAAACUGUUAAGUAGCACAACAGCGGCAAACUUCAUAAGCUCCGUGGUGCGUGCAACAAACUCUACACCCAAGUGUGUAUGCGAUGGAGCUUUGUUGCCACGCCUCAGUGAAAAUGGUAAAGUUUUGGAAAUAUGUCCGGAAUGCAAAUGCCAACAUGAAGCACGCAACACCACACUGAUUAAGGUCGUUGUCAUUAUUGUGAUUUGGAUCAUAUCCAUUUUAGUUAUAUACAUGCUCUUCCUCAUUUGUUUGGAUCCACUGCUAAACAAACGCGUCAAGGCGAAUUAUCAGGAGCACACAAACGAAGAUGACGAAGCAAGUGGUACUUCACCGCCAAUGCCAACCGGCGUACCUAAUUCAGAAUUGAAUUCUCGCGCUAAUGUUCUAAAUCGUGUCGGCCACCAAACGGACAAGUGGAAGAGACAAGUGCGCGAACAACGUCGCCACAUCUACGAUCGUCGUACAAUGUUGAAUUAAAUUCGCGAUUUAUGGAGAAUGUGAAAUUCGAACAUUUGAAAACUUGGAAUUUAUUAUUUCAAUCAAAUCGUAAAGAAUGUAUGCAAUAUAUCUUAUAUACAUAUAUCAUUAUGCAUAUAUAAUCAUGAGUCACCACGAUCACAGCAUGUGCAUUGGGGCGACGAUCUCAUUACCGGAAAGUACUUGUUUCAACAUUCUCUAUUUUUUUUUUUUUUUUUCUGGUUAACUAAGUAAACUUUAUAUAAAUUAAUGUAUUAAAACUAAUCGUAUUAAACUUUCUCAUAUAUAUAUACGUGCAUACUUUGGGAAGAUAUAUGUAAAUAUGUAUAGUUUUUGUCAAGCCAAUUAAUGUGAGUAUCAGGAUAUCUUUAACACCCCAACUAUUUCUCAAUAAAGUAAGUCGUAAGUCAUAAAAA
Molecule: messenger RNA, 1143 nt
Organism: Ceratitis capitata (Mediterranean fruit fly)
Lineage: Eukaryota; Metazoa; Arthropoda; Insecta; Diptera; Tephritidae
Exons: 5
Coding region: 104-727 (207 amino acids)
Cellular component (GO): lysosomal membrane
Source: RefSeq, a predicted model, not a curated record